AUGGCGGCUUAUGGAAGCACACGAGACGGUCCCUUGGAGAAGAAGAGGAAGAAGGUGGUUGUGUGGAGCGAAGAGGAAGAUGUCUCGACGCCUGAUCCGUUCGCGUGGGUUUAUCCUGGCUCCUACUACUUGGCGGCCAAGAAGAUGGAACAGGCCAGACGCGAUGAAGAAUCAGCUCCCCGCCCUGUGAACAUCCCCACGCUCGAUGACUUCAAACCACCGACCAGGUUUCACACUGCCCAGCUCUUCUCCGUCCGUGAAUCUGGAAGCCAGGCCGUGCUCUCCGCUGCCAAAUUUCUCCUAGGGGUUUCAUCCUCUCUUGAUGGUGAACCGCUGAGACGCUGCUCCGGCUUCUGGGUCGAUUGGGAUGAGGGGAACAAAACCGGCCUUGUUUUGACAACUGCGCGGCUCAUUCGCACAAAGGAUGCUCCUGACAACGUCUCGUCAGGCGGCGAACAGUAUGCCCCUCGUGCUGAUGUCACUGUUCAUUUGUUAAAUGGCACUAGUGCAAAGGGCGAGCUGGUCUACUAUCAGCCCCAUUACGAUAUCGCUUUCUUGAAUGUUAAGGUGGAUCAACCAUUCAAGUUACCAUCUCUUCGUGAAAAAGAUGUAAAAUUUGCUGAAGAGGUUUUUCAGCUCGGAAGAGACAAUUCCUUAAAUCUAAGGAUAACAUAUGCUAGGGCAAAGUAUAUGAAUCCAACCAUGUUUGAGCGGCACCACAACAUGUACUUUCAUUCUCUAGAUGGCCAUUACUAUGAUAAUGAGUAUGACAACGGGGGGCUAGUUAUUGACUUGAAUGGAAAAGUUGCCGGAAUGGUCAACAACCCUGAGGGAUUUGGGUCUUUUAUACCUUCUUCCAUCUUGCUCAAUUGUUUGGAUUCAUGGAAGAAAUAUCGGUACAUCCCUCGGCCCCAUCUUGGGAUGACAUUUAAGGCCGUCAAGCUUCUACAGCCUGCUCAUGUUGACAUGUUAUGGCGCAUGUGUAACAUUGAUGAUGGUCUUGUUGUUCAGGAGGUAUAUAACGCCACUAGUAGAAAAAGGUCCAUUAGUCCCGGUUCUGGAACCGGGACUAAAGAUUCGGUACUAAAGGCCCCCUGAGUAUGCUUAACUUUCGGGUUCUAUUCUCCCUCGUUUCCAAGU
Molecule: messenger RNA, 1140 nt
Organism: Triticum aestivum (bread wheat)
Lineage: Eukaryota; Viridiplantae; Streptophyta; Magnoliopsida; Poales; Poaceae
Exons: 6
Coding region: 1-1098 (365 amino acids)
Source: RefSeq, a predicted model, not a curated record